CCCCGCCCUCGGUCUCCGGACAUGGCGGUCACGAAGCUUAACCCAUCCGCGCCGCCGUUCCAAUGCUCCCGCCGCCCCCCGGUGCUCGCGCCGGCGCCGCCUCCUCCCCCUCCGUUGUACCACGCCGCCGCUGGCGCGUGCACGGGCUCGCCUUUCUUCCCCUUCUACGCCACCUACUCGUGCGCCUCGUUCCCCUUCCACGGCCACCUCUACCCGCCGUGCGGCUACCCGGCGCAGAUGGGUCCUCCGCCUUCGGGCACGCUGUUCGCCAAGGGCGCCGCCGUCGCGGCGGCGCCGGCCGCGGCGCCGCACGGGCGUCCUCCGCACAAGCUCAUGCUGUGCAAGGGCGCCCCCACGGUCACCGACGAGAAGCUACGCGCGCAGGCGCAGGCCGCGGCCAAGGCGGCGGCCGUGCAGGCGUGGCGACCGGCUCCGGCCACUAUCGCCACCGGGGCGCCGCCCCGGAUGCUGGUGGCCGCCGCGCCGUGCGGGAUGCUGCACCCGGCCGUGGGCAAGGAGCACCGGCCGCGGAAACAGCGCUCCGGGAGGGAGAGGUCGCCGUCGCCGGCGUUCACGACAGGGCCGGUCUCGCCGCUGCCGCCGAUGCAGGAGCUCAAGCGUUCGCAGACCACCGUCAUGGUGCGCAACAUCCCCAACAAGCUCACGCGCACGGACAUGGUGCGGCUGCUUGACGACCACUGCGCCCGCGCGAACCGGCGGCGCGGCAGCGGCGAGCCCCGCGCCGAGUACGAUCUCGUCUACGUUCGGAUGGAUUUCGGGAUGUGCAGCGAGCAGCGGAGCAGCAACAUGGGCUACGCGUUCGUCAACUUCACGACGGCCGAGGCGGCGCGCGGGCUGCAGCGAGCGCUCCACGGCUGCCGCUGGAAGCGCCCGGCCUUCGACUCCGGCAAGGUCAUCGACAUCCGCGCCGCCCGUAUCCAGGGCAAGGUGGCGCUGGUGAGACACUUCGGCCGGACGACCUACUACGAGUGCGGCACCGACGAGUACCUCCCGGCCGUGUUCUCGCCGCCGCGGGACGGGUCCGCCGCCGCCGGCGAGGCGCAGACCGUCGGCAUCCGCGUGCCGCCGGCCACGCUGCCCCGCCACGGCAACUGAUUCGAGCCAGCAUUCAACAACCCGGU
Oryza brachyantha (malo sina) is the source of this 1142-nucleotide messenger RNA. Its product is annotated as protein MEI2-like 7. The transcript is spliced from 4 exons. Lineage: Eukaryota; Viridiplantae; Streptophyta; Magnoliopsida; Poales; Poaceae. The coding region runs from base 22 to 1116 and encodes 364 amino acids. The record is from RefSeq and is a predicted model, not a curated record. Gene Ontology annotation, molecular function: RNA binding.